Messenger RNA from Danaus plexippus (monarch butterfly), 1308 nucleotides. RefSeq names its product synaptobrevin-1-like. Lineage: Eukaryota; Metazoa; Arthropoda; Insecta; Lepidoptera; Nymphalidae. Bases 121 to 492 code for a protein of 123 amino acids. The record is from RefSeq and is a predicted model, not a curated record. The transcript has a single exon. Gene Ontology annotation, cellular component: plasma membrane; SNARE complex. Gene Ontology annotation, molecular function: SNAP receptor activity; syntaxin binding. Gene Ontology annotation, biological process: vesicle-mediated transport; vesicle fusion.
GUUUUAAUUUUAUUGUAAUCUGUAGUUGGUGGAUUCUUGUUAGUGAAUUGGUGAUUAAUCGGUGAUAAUCGUUACAAUAUUUAAUAUUUUUGUGAGGAGAAAAUAUCUUUUCUUUAAAAAAUGGAGAAUCCCAGUGGAACUUCUGGUCCAAGAGUAAGCGACAAACGUUUAGCACAAACGCAGGCAAAAGUAGAUGAGGUCGUUGGUAUUAUGCGUGUCAAUGUAGAAAAAGUUUUAGAACGAGAUCAAAAACUCUCCGAACUAGACAACAGAGCUGAUGCAUUGCAGCAUGGUGCUGCUCAAUUUGAACAGCAAGCUGGUAAGCUUAAAAGGAAAUAUUGGUGGCAGAACCUGAAAAUGAUGUUAAUCAUUGGCGGAAUAGGAGUCGUUUUGCUUAUCAUUAUAAUUGUUUGGGCUACUUCUGGAAGUGGCAGUUCAAAUCCUGCGCCCCCUGUCGUGCCACCCGUCACCGAAGCUCCAUCUGGACGAUAAAUAUCUUCAAAUUUGAUAAACAACAGGCUACACCCUAACUUCUUACUAUAUUUAUAUGAAAAUACACAAAAGUUGACUGAUUACAUUAUAUACAAAGGAAAAUAUUUUGUAGGUUUAUUAUCUUUACACUUACUCGUAAUCAGUGUUUUUGAAAUCUUAUCAGAUACUAAAACCUAUAUUUCACUACAAUAUAAUUGUAUUAUAUAUAUAUAAAAAAAAAAACUAUUUGAAUGUAUAUCAUACAUAGUAAUAUUUUUCUAAGUCCUAUAUAUGUUUUCAAACGUGUCGCUUCUUAAAGUUGUCAGCGGUGUUAUUGUGAUAUAAUUAAAGACCUUGGCCAAUUUACUAAAAAUAUUCUUAAGACUAUAAUUACUCAAAAUGGAUGUUAACUAAGAAUUUACAGAGCUUAUUUACCGUUACAAAAUUUUCUAUAAUAUUUACACGACUACUAUACAUUAUUAUACGAAGGAAUGGUGUUACUUUCUUUUUAUUAUUAGCUAAUGUGUUGUAUUAAUUUAUAUGAAGGAAUUUGCUUUGUAAACUCUGCUUUUCAAUUAUUACUACUAAGCACAAAUUGUAUUAGUUACGGCACAUAUCUGCAUACAAACUUUACAGUAAAUUUGUUAUAAUUCCGUUAGUUUUUCAUUUAUUCCAUUUGCAUUUCUACAUCACCGGGACCAAUUCUGUCGACUGCACAAUGUAAGGUCCUCUGAAACCUUUAAUGUUGAAAAGUAAGUUGAUGUUGUAUGUUUAAUCUAUAUAACUUUAUCUAGUUGUUUUGUAUUAUAUGAAAUAAAGAUAUUUAUUCUUGAAAAA